Molecule: messenger RNA, 1685 nt
Organism: Gavia stellata (red-throated loon)
Lineage: Eukaryota; Metazoa; Chordata; Aves; Gaviiformes; Gaviidae
Gene: OSTF1
Product: osteoclast stimulating factor 1
Exons: 10
Coding region: 51-695 (214 amino acids)
Biological process (GO): signal transduction
Molecular function (GO): protein binding
Source: RefSeq, a predicted model, not a curated record
CCGACUGCCGCCCCACCGCUUCCCCGUCCGCGUUCGGGCCCGCCCCAGCUAUGUCCAAGCCUCCACCUAAACCGGCCAAGCCAGGGCAGGUUAAAGUGUUCAGGGCCCUGUAUACAUUUGAGCCCAGAACGCCAGAUGAACUGUACUUUGAAGAAGGAGAUAUCAUUUACAUCUCGGACAUGAGUGAUACAAAUUGGUGGAAAGGAACUUGCAAAGGCAGAACUGGACUAAUUCCAAGCAACUAUGUGGCAGAGCAAGCUGAGUCUAUUGAUAACCCACUGCAUGAAGCUGCCAAACGUGGCAACCUAAGCUGGUUGAGAGAGUGUUUGGAUAAUCGAGUUGGGGUCAAUGGCUUAGACAAAGCUGGAAACACAGCUCUGUACUGGGCAUGCCAUGGAGGCCACAAAGAUAUAGUGGAUAUUCUUUUUACCCAGGCAAACCUAGAGUUAAACCAACAGAACAAAUUGGGAGACACAGCUUUGCAUGCUGCUGCAUGGAAAGGUUAUGCAGAUAUUGUAGAGAUGCUGCUGGCAAAGGGAGCAAGAACAGAUCUGAAGAACAAUGAGAAGAAACUGGCUUUAGACAUGGCAACGAAUGCAGCUUGUGCUUCCCUGCUUAAGAAGAAGCAGAGUGCAGGUACAGUCCGAACAUUAAGUAAUGCAGAGGAAUACCUCGAUGACGAAGACUCCGAUUAGCUUUUAUCAUUCAGCCUAAAGAACUGUAACUUGUGUUGCCUAUGUCAUUCCCAAAACAUAUCCUUACAACUGUAAAAAUACCUUACUUACAGCAUUGCAGUCUUCCAAUAUAGCAUAUAAAUGAGAGGGUGAAAUCAUGCUUUCCAAAGGAAUAAUCUUCAUGUGUGCCAGAAGAUGCCACAUUUUAAAUCAGAGUUCCUUUGGAAUUAUCUCACAGAGGUAGUGUGGCAUACCCUUAUCGUUCAAUGGGCAGAGGACCAUCUUCUAAACUCACAGGUUUCAACUCAGGCCUUCCCAGCAAGUGCCUUGCAUCUCUGGAAUACACUCCUCAAACUGAAAGGUCCCUCUGGGACAGCAGGACACCAUUGCUAACACUUCCCAAAAUCUCCCUGGAUAUAGGUUCCUUUGUGCAGAUAAGAUAAUACUGGCAGUGUCAGUACUGGCUGACAGGCAUGAAUGGAGAUGCUGCUAUAGAGAGUGACCAUCUUUUGCCCACAUGGAGCCAGCAAGACAAGGUUUGAUUUUAUUAUUUUUUUGGGUAAAAUUUUUCUCCCCCUAUUCCUUCCUGUGCCCCUCUAAGUAAGGGGUAGAAUGACAUGGGACAAUCUGCCCCUGGAUGCUUUGUCUUCUCUAUUGCUAUGGGCCCAAUCCCUGAAAUGUAAACUCAGGUGAAAUGCUUGCUUAAGGCAGUUUUGCUUGAGAAAGACACUCAAUUUUGAGGUUAGUGACUUGAUUAUUCUGCUUUUUGAAGAGCAUUGUGCUAAACUAUUCGUAAUGAAAGGAAGACAGAAUAUUUUUCUAUUUAUCCUGCCUAAAAGCUUUUUUUUUACUGAUCUCUUGCUUUUAUUUUUUAAAAGUGUUCUUCUAUUUUGUCUUAAAUUACCUCAAAGAUUAAGUGCGUUUGAAGGAAUGAGGGAAGAUGUAUAUUGAAUAUACCACAGGUAUCUUGAGAAGAGAUAUCUGAAGCUGAAUAAACAUUUUUAAAAUGUA